Messenger RNA from Lates calcarifer (barramundi perch), 1489 nucleotides. Its product is annotated as caspase recruitment domain-containing protein 19. Lineage: Eukaryota; Metazoa; Chordata; Actinopteri; Centropomidae. The coding region runs from base 261 to 743 and encodes 160 amino acids. The transcript is spliced from 6 exons. Gene Ontology annotation, cellular component: mitochondrion. The record is from RefSeq and is a predicted model, not a curated record.
CCGGGGCGGUGAAGGGCGGAGGCGCAGCGGUCGAGCGUGCUGAUGUAACGGGGGCAGCAGGGACAGUCACGCCGCGGAGGACAGGAAGUUUUCCACCGAGGGGAGGCUGUCGGUCGGUCGGUCGGUCGGUCGGUCGUUGUUAAACGAGUCCCACACACGCCGCUUUGUUUGUCAGUAUGACAGGUUUGUGAAGCGAGGACAUUGAUGGCUACCAUGAGCAGCUCCAGAGGGAUGCCCAGUUCCUGUGCUCAGAUCAGCGGAUGGACACUGAACUCGUCGACAGACUUGUACUGCAGCUGAACAGGAUCCACCCCCAGAUACUCACUGACAAGGAAGCCCACAGGUUCAGGAACCUGAGCAAACCCACCACGGUGCGGUUGGCUGAGCUGCUGAGCCACCUGCACGGGAUGGGGGAGGAGGCGUGUCAUGAAUUCUACAGAGGGCUGCACAUCCAUGCUGAGGACGUCUACUCCAGCCUGCCAACCAGAGUCACACAAAGAGAGAUGACAGAACCAAAAUUGACAGACAAUGUGGGAGUCCACCCAGAGCGAUUUGUACUUAAUGACAGAGGACCAAUGUUCUUCCUGAGCUGUUUCAGUUUUGUAGUUGCCAUUGCAAUGCUCUACUAUUACGGAGACGGUGAGACACUGAGAUGUACUCGUCCGUUUCUUCACUGCUCUGCAGCAAGACUGAGUAGAGGCGCUAAAGAUGCUUUAAUAACCUACACUGAGGUUGGAAAGUAGUAAAAAUGAAUGAGGCUGUUAAGGUGCUCUGAAUGCUUAAGAACUGGCUCUGUGAUAAGAACAAACCUUGAAAUUCAACACAUUGCUGUGCCAAACUCAUAUAAUACAGUUGCUAUGUUUUUUUUAAUGAAAUUGAACAUAUUUAAAAACUAAUUUAAGGUAACAAAUACUAACUGACAUGUUUUUUAAUCAAUGAGAAGCUGAAAUUGACAUGACUCAUUUUGUCACUAAAAAAGCGUAAUGUUCUGCCAUAGCACUUGUAAAUAUGAGUCUUGUCUGGAUGUACUGUGCAUACAGAGCUAAUAAUUCCAGUCACAUUUCUGCUAAAGUGAAGCAUAAUAUUAACUGACUCAGGCCGAUUAAACCUCUGCUGUCAAUUAUGUGACGUCACCAAAGUUUACAUACCAAUAAGAACAAUAAAGGGUAACACUGUCCUGUCUGAACAGGUAGAAAAAAAACAACAGCAGGAUGAGGGAGAUGUCAAUCAAGUGCAGUUUGUGCACACCCGCACUAUUCUGAGAAGAGGUCUGAUUAGGCAUGUUGGUGUGCAGGGGCUUUAUCAAAGAAACUUGAAUUCAAUAGUACUGUGUAUAUAAAAAAAAACAUAUAUAUACUCCACUACAGUUUCAAAAACGCACAACAGAUCCUCUCACCAGCUCACCCACUUUCAGUGCCUUCUAAUACUGUGACAAAGACAAUAACAUUCAGCUUUUGCUCAAAUAAAGCGCAAAACAUUUUUGACAUCA